Messenger RNA from Olea europaea var. sylvestris, 675 nucleotides. RefSeq lists its product as uncharacterized. Gene Ontology annotation, molecular function: nucleic acid binding; RNA-DNA hybrid ribonuclease activity. Lineage: Eukaryota; Viridiplantae; Streptophyta; Magnoliopsida; Lamiales; Oleaceae. The transcript has 2 exons. Bases 1 to 675 code for a protein of 224 amino acids. The record is from RefSeq and is a predicted model, not a curated record.
AUGGAACCAGUUGAGCCCCCAACGUGGAAACUAUUCAUAGAUGGAUCCUCAGGAGAGGCCGGCUCCGGGGCAAGGAUCGUCUUGGAAAGCCCUGAAGGCCACAGCCUAAAUUGCGCAGUAAGGUUCGGCUUCGAAGCCUCGAACAACACUGCUGAAUAUGAGGCCCUUCUAGUAGGCCUUAGACUGGCGAAAGAAAUGCAAGUCAGAAGGCUCCUAGCGAGCAGCGAUUCUCAGCUUGUAGUGAGUCAGGUCAAUGGAAACUUUGCGGCCAAAGACAGUAGCACGGUUGCAUACUUGAAAUUGGUUCUAGACCUAGUCCCUCAUUUUGAAAGGUUCGAGCUGAUUCAAGUCCCGCGCCUAGAAAAUACUCAUGCAGAUGCCUUGUCAAAAUUGGCCAGUAGCAAGGAUUCAGAGCUACUAAAGGUUGUCCCCAUUGAACACUUAUCGAAACCCUCCAUUUUCGGAGGUGAAGAGGUGCUAUGGAUAGAAGGCACCCCGUUAUGGAUGCAACCCAUCAUCACCUAUCUUAAGGACCAAUUACUACUAGCUUCCAGAAGCGAGGAGGUGAAGAGGCCAUGUAUAUACUCAGGGAAAUCCACGAGGGAAUCUGCAGGAAUCACUCCGGAGGAACGGCUCUGGCACACAAAGUACUCCGGCAAGGCUACUUUUGGCUGA